CGUGUAUAUAAGACCAACUGGUAUAUUCCCUGUCAUAAACGAAUCACAACUAGUCGUGAGUCAUAAUAUACUUGGAUAAACGAUUUGAAAUUUAUAUCGGCAUUAUUAACGUAUUACCAAAUUUCCUCAGUUUCAACCAAGAGGAAAACUAUAAGAUUUAAAGUAACAUGUACAAUAGUGCAGCUGAAAAAGGAGAAAACUAUAGUGAAGAAUCAAAAUACGUGGCGAAGAUUCUUUCCAACAUGUCUAACGCCUCAUCAGUCAGUUCAUAUGUUGUGCCUUCAGUAUCUUAUGGUGUUACAUCAGCUUCAACACCGACAUCGCUUCUUACGCCUUCAACAUUAUCAAACCUUGAACAAACAUUCAUAGAAUUACAAUCGGUACCUGUUAAUUCAGGACAAAACCCUUUAACUCAGAGUGGAUUUUUACCACCAGUUGUUGACCUACACGACAGGUCAAAUGAUGGGUAUGAUUAUGGCGAUAGCAGCGAUUCGGAUUGGACUCCUAGUAAGAAAUCGAGAGUGUCAGAAUCAGGAGACUCUCAUGUCACAACUUCAUAUAUGAUCUCAAGUGGACCUGGCCGCAAAGGAGGGCGAAGAAGAAAUGAUGAAAAUUUAUCAGCUGAGGAAGAAGAACGGAGAAGAAUUAGACGAGAGAGAAACAAACUAGCUGCAGCUAAGUGUCGCCAAAGAAGGGUUGACCAUACGAAUAGACUUGUAAAUGAAACUGAUGGAUUGGAAAAAGACAGAGAUAAUUUGGAAAUAGAAAUUCAAUCUCUUCAGCAAGAGAAGGAUCAGUUAGAAUUCAUUUUGCAAGCUCACACACCAGUGUGCAAGGUUGAAAAACAAGAUAAACAAGAGUAUAGUCCACGGACACUUAAAAUCAAAUCUGAACCACUAGAAGGCAGUUGUGUGAAUGCAUGUGCUUCAACAAGACCAAGUACUCUAUCUUUUAAAUCUGAAAAAGCUAUGGGCAUUCCAAUUACAACGCCAUCAAACGGAUUUUAUUUCACAUUAGACAAUAUGGUUGAUCAUACUGGCCUUACACCAAUAACUAAUGGUCCAAACACAUGCAGUACUGAAGCAUCAAGAACAACGAGUGACAGUAGUGCUGAAAAUGUUAAUUCUCCUACACUUAUUUCAUUAUAAUUUUGAAUCUAACACAAUCUUUUGGGACAAUGUCUUGCCAGUUUUGAGAUUAACUCAUACAAGUUAAAUAAGUUUUUGUUUCGGGAGCAUCACUAUCAUAUUGAGUUGGAAUGAAUGAUGCUUAUGGUGUAAAGAUACAAAUAUGAAAAUACACAUGACUCUUGAUUCGAGAGAAUGCAAAACAAACUUCAUGAGUGUAGCUUAAACAUGCAAAAUAAUAUUUAUUUUUGUACAAAGAUCUAUGCAUGACGAGUUUUGAUAUUUUUAGUGUUCAUUUUAAAAUUUUCUACUUAUUUUUAUACAUUUAAUUUGUUGGUGCUUGUGUUAUGAUUCUUAUCAAAUGCUACAAAUAUGCUGUUCAUUAUUAUUUAUGUUUCACAAAUAAAUAAAUUUAUCUGAA
Molecule: messenger RNA, 1548 nt
Organism: Mytilus trossulus (common blue mussel)
Lineage: Eukaryota; Metazoa; Mollusca; Bivalvia; Mytilida; Mytilidae
Product: fos-related antigen 1-like
Exons: 4
Coding region: 168-1148 (326 amino acids)
Biological process (GO): regulation of transcription by RNA polymerase II
Cellular component (GO): nucleus
Molecular function (GO): RNA polymerase II cis-regulatory region sequence-specific DNA binding; DNA-binding transcription factor activity, RNA polymerase II-specific
Source: RefSeq, a predicted model, not a curated record